AUGCGUCUGUCCCAGGAGAUUAUCAACCAAAUAGCCGAUUGCUUGGAAGCGUAUCCCAAUGGCUUCUUCGACGACAGGCCUGAUGAAUUCGAAUCUUACGAUGUGCCAAACAAACAUAGCCACAUUUUCGAAGAUCAGAAGCCUCGUAAGCUUUGGCCAUCAAGUCUUCCACCUUACGCGACAAUAAACCUGGCAUGGAAGCAGGCAAUUGAACGGAGAACUUUCGAGCAAAUUCACUUAAGGACCAACCAACUAGACCUCUUUGAUACCAUUCUAUGCCCAGGUCGCCGGCAGUUUUUGAAGCGGCUGAAUGUUACUAUCAUUCUGCCUUCAUACAGCUUAGAAGCAUGUGGAAAAUUCGAAACGAAAGCCGAUCAACACGCCAACAAUCAACACUUCACACAAGCAAUCGAGAAUCUCUUUGUAUCGUUAAAAACAUGGGAGAAAGAAUCGUCGACUAUCAAUUUGGGUCUCGAUAUUACCCAGAUAUGCUCUCUUUCAGAUCCAGGUGAAGCUCUUUCAAGACCCGGGCCAGAGCGGGCCUUCCUCAAGGAUUUGAGUUCAGAACCUCGAGAUCUACUGAGCAAUCGUUGGAGAUGGUCAACCAUCAGACUUCUUCAGGUAAGUAGUAUACCGAUCUUGAACUGUGUCGCUUCGGUCAACUUGGGAUGUGGAGGCCGGACUUUCGACGCCUCGAAUCUGGUGGAUAUCAGCUUGAAGCUACCGAGUUUGGAGAGCCUCAGUUGGGAGAUAAGCGAAACAAAUGAUAUGAAUGAUCCGCCAGCUAUUAGCCGUGCAAGAUUUGCAACGUGUCUUUCGAGCUGUACCUUCCCAAAGCUCAGGCAAGCGAAUUUGAACUUCCAAUACCAGGCGCCUGCAAACCACAAUGCAAAACCAGCCAAUUUGGUAGGGGAUCAAGAGUAUGACCCAGUCAGUACAGCAAUCUUUACUGCUUUCAGUCAAAGCCCAAAUCUCACAAGUUUAACGCUCAAAGGAACGUUCGAUGCAACUCUCUUGUAUUCACACACGAGUCAGAAUUUGGAUACCUCCAUCUCAAUCUGGCCCCGGUUGGAGAAGUUGGACAUUAAGCUGGAUCUGGCUUCACCAUCUGGUCAUUGGUACUUUAUUGAUGCUUCUGGUGACGACCCAGAAGACAUUUAUAGGGAACAAGCACAACCUGGAGGCCCAGAUGAUCAAUGGUACUCAGAUGACUCGGAGGAUUUAGAGGGAAAUCCCAGACAUCCUAUUUCUCGCGAGAACCCUGACGAAGCAUUUCGCUCGGUUCCAAAUUCGCGUCUGAACCCGUUACUAUUUGCUUUCGCAAAAGGAUUGCACUCAAUGCCAUCUUUAAAAAGCGCACGAUUGUCGGUGGGUCCAACAGAAAUUGUCGGUGGGUCCAACAGAACCUCAUCACGAUACUGGUGA
This is a messenger RNA of Hymenoscyphus albidus, 1425 nucleotides long. The record is from the annotation of a GenBank genome assembly. NCBI's taxonomy places the organism in Eukaryota, Fungi, Ascomycota, Leotiomycetes, Helotiales, Helotiaceae.